CUUGUAGCGGAGGCUCAUAUGACUUCUGCACAGCCAUGGGAAGAAUGGUUGCUCUAACUCUGAUAACUUUUUUUGGAGCAAUAAUAUGUUGUUCCUGGACAAAAAACCUACCAAACGCUCCAACUCCAAACAUUAUCAUCAUGCUCAUGGAUGACAUGGGCUGGGGGGACUUGGGGGUGUUUGGCCAGCCUUCUAAAGAAACCCCUACUCUGGAUGCCAUGGCAGCUGAAGGGAUGCUCCUACCAAACUUCUACACUGCCAACCCUCUCUGCUCCCCCUCUCGAGCUGCACUUCUCACCGGGAGGCUGCCCAUCAGAAAUGGUUUCUACACUACUAAUGCCCAUGCCAGAAACGCAUACACACCACAGGAUAUAGUAGGAGGUAUAUCCAAGGAUGAGAUUUUGUUACCCCAGCUGCUGAAGACAAAGGGCUAUGUCAGCAAGAUAGUUGGGAAAUGGCACCUGGGCCACAGACCACAGUAUCUUCCUCUGAAGAACGGUUUUGAUGAAUGGUUUGGUUCACCAAACUGCCACUUUGGCCCUUAUAACGACGAGUCGAUACCAAACAUCCCUGUCUACAACAACUCUGAGAUGCUCGGCAGAUUCUAUGAGGACUUUAAGAUUGACAGAGAGACUGGAGAGUCAAACCUCACACAGAUCUACCUGAUGGAAGGUCUUGACUUCAUACUUCGUCAAACUAAAGCUCAGCAGCCCUUCUUCCUCUACUGGGCAGUCGAUGCCACUCACGCACCCGUCUAUGCCUCCAAACGCUUCUUAGGGAAGAGCCAGCGAGGCCGCUAUGGCGAUGCGGUGAUGGAGCUGGACUACAGCAUCGGUCAGAUUUUGAAGUGGCUGCGAACUCUUGGUAUUGACAAUAAUACCUUUGUCUUCUUCACCUCAGACAACGGUGCAGCUGUUAUGUCUGGCCCCAAUGAAAGUGGCAGCAACGGACCCUUCCUCUGUGGGAAGGAGACCACCUUUGAGGGAGGCAUGAGGGAGCCUGCCAUUGCUUGGUGGCCUGGGCACAUCAAAGAAGGCUCAGUGAACUUCCAGUUGGCCAAUGUCAUGGACCUGUUCACCACUAGUCUGGUUCUCGCUGGCAUCAACCCUCCUGAUGAUCGAAUCCUAGACGGACUGGACCUAACACCUGUUUUGCUCAACUGCUCCCAGCCACUCAAAAACAGGCCAAUAUUUUAUUACCGUGGGAAUGAACUGAUGGCUGUGAGGCUUGGAGAAUACAAGGCACACUACUGGACCUGGAGCAACUCAUGGGAGGAGUUUAGACAGGGCAUAAACUUCUGUCCAGGUGAAGAGGUGCCAAAUGUGACUACUCACGAGCAGAAGGAGCACACACUCCAGCCACUCAUUUUCCACCUGGGGCGGGAUCCUGGAGAAAAGUUCCCUCUCAGUGUUCUUUCUAAGGAGUACCAGGACGCUCUGAGCAGGAUAUCUGCAGUUGUGCAGCAGCAUAAAGACACUCUGGUGCCCGGCAUUCCCCAGCUCAACAUGUGUGAUAGUGCAGUGAUGAACUGGGCCCCCGCUGGCUGUGAGAAGUUGGGAAAGUGUCUGAAACCGCCCGAGUCUAACCCCUGGAAGUGCGACUGGCCACACUGAGAGCAAAAGUACUGGACGCCAACAUGAGGAACUAAAACCUGAAGAUGUGCCAAGCCAUAGAAUAGGACACAGCCUCUGUGUGUAAAGGAAUGUAUUUUUAAACUCUUUGUGUUUUUGUACAAUGUUUGAAGAAAAGAGCAUUCGGUCAAAUCAGGGAAACGUGUUUGCAAACUAUGAUUGCAGUUAUUUUUGCAUCUGUGUGUUUUAAUCUGCCAAUUCUAUUUCAACUUGCUAUGGAAUGGAUAAAACAGAUUUUAUUGGUGUAGAUCAAGGAUGCCAAACU
This is a messenger RNA of Haplochromis burtoni (Burton's mouthbrooder), 1896 nucleotides long. RefSeq names its product galactosamine (N-acetyl)-6-sulfatase (gene galns). Bases 36 to 1613 code for a protein of 525 amino acids. The record is from RefSeq and is a predicted model, not a curated record. Lineage: Eukaryota; Metazoa; Chordata; Actinopteri; Cichliformes; Cichlidae. Gene Ontology annotation, molecular function: arylsulfatase activity; N-acetylgalactosamine-6-sulfatase activity. The transcript has 14 exons.